AUGGACGGCUCCAUCUCUUCAGCGGAAGUUCGUGCUCGUCGGCGUAAACUGCACACAGAAGCUGAACAGAGGAGGCGCGAUGCAAUCAAGAGGGGCUUCGAUAGCUUGUUGGAACUGAUUCCUCCAGUUAAGUCUGGCACGGGAAAUUCAGUUUUUAGAAUGAGCAAGGCUACCAUCUUAAAUAGAUCAAUAUCAAUGAUUUUAAAAGCUUCGAAACUUCAAACUCAAAAGGAGUUGGAAAUCGAAACACUGAGAAAGAAGGUCCAGGCACUUCAGAUUCUCAAAGCAAGCUACGAACGGAUGUCAAGUACGUGUUCGUAUGCCACGGAGGCACAAGGCUCGGUUAUCACUGAGCAGUUUAAGUUACAGCUUUUCCAAAUGUUUAUGGAAAACCUUUUUCAAUCAUUUGAUUCUUUUGUCUCCCAAUCCGCUCUUCCGGAACUCUCGGAACAAAUUAUCACUUGGCUUGAAAGCAUUUGUAAGCCUGAGUUUUUGCAUCGAACUAUGGAGCAUUUACUUGAAUCAGCAUUGCAUGAUGGCUAUGCCUUAACUAAUCACCAACAACAACAACAACCUAGUCCGAUGUUUGAACUUCCUCACGAGCCAGAUCCUUCACGUCAAUCCAUUCAGCCGCAAGAACGAAUUCUGAACACAUAUCGUCGUCAGUCUCUUGAACUAUCUGGUAGCCGAGAGACAGUCCACGAGCCCUCGUUCCCCGUAUCGGACACUCUUCAUCAAGAACAGGGAACGAUGUAUGCCGACGAAAGAUAUCACCAGCAGAGCUGUCAGCACAUGUUCAACAAUGUGUACGACCCACGCACCGUCUUCUCAGAAACUGAGCAAAACUUCGCGCGGCCUGUGCCACCCCCACCACCUUCCCUAUUUCCGACGCGUCAGUAUCAAUCUUCGGAGGACUCCAUCAACUCUGCCCCAGGUGCCAGUCUUUCGGACAAAUACCCUGCUGCUCAGCACCAUUCCUCACCGACCUCAUCAGUCUUUCAGCGAGCUCCAUCAAGUGGAACUAGUCGGAGUCUGGUAGUUAACAGCACCUUGCCAGCGCCCCAGUUCACACCGGUGCCAAAUUUUGUGGCGUCAGAAGCUGGUUUCUCCAGACCCCUUCCACCACCACCACCACCACCGCCACCACCACUCAAUUAUGGCGGACGGCUCCCACAGCACAACAGACCGUAUACCAAGAAGAGUCCAUUCUGA
Mesocestoides corti is the source of this 1212-nucleotide messenger RNA. The record is from the annotation of a GenBank genome assembly. NCBI's taxonomy places the organism in Eukaryota, Metazoa, Platyhelminthes, Cestoda, Cyclophyllidea, Mesocestoididae.